GAGUAUAUUGUUCUAUUAUUUCAGGCCUGAAGGUUUGGGUGAGGUAUAUGUGAAGAUGUACAAUAGGGUACGGAAACAUAUGUACAUUCCUAAUGUGUUUGAGAUGAAAGACUCACCAAAAUUAUACCAGAGACUUGCACAGGUCAUUCUUGUACAACUUGAGUUAUUAUUAGAUAGGUGGUUAAUUGACAGAUCAAAAGCUAGUGGGUCUGCCCUCAUGUCACCGAGAAGUGCAGGUCACCAUGAUUUAUCACAGGAUGAUGUACCUGACUAUUUUAAUGAGGACAUCUGGUAUUUAACAGUACUGUGUGGCUAUAGUGAAACACUGGAAGAUAUUUGGAUAGAUCACUGUAUAAGAGUAUAUUGGUUGAAAUCCAGAUACUCUGUUUUGAGAAACAACAUGGAGGAUGCAGUACUCUACCUUGAUAUGAACAAAGAGUACCUUGAGUAUGGGAAGGAAGAAUUCAAUGUAGAAAAUUCCUAUCUUCCAAACUGCCAGAUAGACAACUUUGUGGAUCUAGAUAUAGUGGUAUCACAGCAGGAUAUGUUACAACAGACAAGAUCUGUUGAGGAAACAGAGAAGUUGUACGAGAAGAAAGACUACAAGAAGGUUGUUGAAAUUCUGGUACAGAACUUCAGUGCUGAAAAGCAAAAGAUAAUGAAGAUAACAGAAGAUAAAGCAGAGAGACAGGCACAGUUAAUUAUGUUACAGGAAGCUCUGUUUGAAACACACGAUUAUAAUAAUUGCUUAUUAUGGGGAGAGGAAGGGUUUAAUGAGUGUUAUCAGAUGUCAAGACAAGGAAGUAAAUCUGAGGAAACUAGCAGCUGGAACAAAACUAUGAUCACAAUAUUCUCAUAUCUGCAAAGGAUAUUUGAGAAGAAUGUUUCUAUAUCUGAUGCAUUAACAUCUUCAAAUAUAAUCAGGUUUUCUCAGAACUUGAUACGGUUGAUAGAUUUAAACAUGUCACUACCAGAAAGUAUGACCACGAUGGCUGUGGAUACAGUUGUACCCUGGAUAUUACUGUAUUAUAUAAUCAAACAAGAAGAGGAUAAGUUAGAAGAAGCAAGAUUGAAGGGAGAUAGUGUGGAAGAAAAAACAGAAGAAAAUAUGUCAUCAUCAUAUAUGUUACUAAAUAUAGCUCAUGAUUAUCUUGGAAGUCGUUCAUGGUGUACAAAGUCAGAUGGUGCCCUACUUCUGUUCUUUAUGUCUGUAUUGAAAAAAGCUAUGUGCAAGGAACCAGUGUCAAAAUUCCAAGAGGAGUACCAGCAAGCAUUUGAACAAUGUGUGUAUUGUCUGUUUGGUCAUCCUAACAAAAAGGGAAAGGCUAAACAUUUACAGGACCACAAUGCCAGCAAUAUAAGUUUACAAUGGGACCAUGCUGUGGAUGUGUUUGAGUAUUUCAAGCCAAAAACACUUCCAGAGUUUGAUGGAUAUAGAUCAGAAACAAUCAGUGCAGAGGUAGAGUUUUUAUUGAAGAGGAUUACUGUGUUAAUUCCUGAAAGCUGUAAAACUAUGGGUAUACCUGUUGAUGAUAUACAGAGUUAUAUAGAGGGAACAAACAGUAUAACACCUGCUAUACAAGAUGGUAGACAAGUUACACUACCUGUAGUUGAUGCUAUAUAUUACCUGUUGGCAGAUUAUUACCUCAAGAACAAAGAAGCAGUAAAAGCUAUAAAGUUUUAUAUGCAGGAUCUGUGUAUGAACCCAUGUAGACUGGACUCGUGGGCUGGUAUGGCACUGGCUAGGAUGAGUCAGCUUGACUCAAAACUGGCCUCGGCUGAAUUGAAGAUGGACCAACCUCUGUAUAAGAAAUCUAUAGCAGCCCUGAGAUGUUUUAAGCGAGCAGUUGAAAUAGAUGAUACCAAUAGUAAACUGUGGAUAGAGUACGGUACCUUGGCCUACCAGUUACAUUCACAUGCUUCUAGACAAAUCAGAUGGAAAAAAUGGUUUGCGAUGGAUGAGGAAACUGUAAAGAUAGCAGUCAACAGCAAGCGAGAAAUGUUGCAGACGGCAACUGACUGUUUCCGUAUGGCCGCUGGAUGUGACCGAGACUGGUCGGAAGAUGAAUGGCUACAUAAUUACAUGCUGGGCAAAUGUUGUGAGAAACAGAAAACAGGCAUUAAAGAUGCUGCAUCUUAUUAUUUGAAGGCCCUAGAAUGUGUUCACAAAGAGCAUGCGAAGUAUCCUAAGCGUAUUCAGUAUGCAUAUAACACACCACAUCUUGCUGUGGAAGCAUUAGAGAUGUACUACCGUCUUCAUGUGAUUAUACUGAAGCAUCUGCUGAGACAUGAAGCAGAAUCUGAGGACCACAAUUACAAGCUGUAUGUCAAAUAUAUAGUUGAAUCUGCCAACACCCCGUUUGUUAAACGUAUAGAAUUUGGACAAACUGGCAAAACUGAGAGGAGGGACUCUAUGUCAUCAGCUGAUGAAAGCUCUUGUACUGAAACCACACCCUCUAAAUCCAACCCCUCAACUGACCACACCUACUUUAGAGAAAAACAUAUUUCUGGACUUAAAUCAGUUUCAAAUCCGGUUGCUAUGGAAACAGAGAAUGUGACAGAACAGAAAUCAUUUGAUUUAGAUAAAGUGGACUUAGUAGUUCCAAGUAAGUCUGUAACGACCCUUGAAUUGCAUUCUGAAGAGCAGAAGACAGAAGUGGAUAUCACCAUGGCAACAAUAGAAAGUUCUAAAUCUCCUCAAGUGGAGAGUUUUCAGCAAAGGGAGGUAAUAACUCCUAAAAGUGAAUCUGUUGAGAGUAAAAGAGACAAAGACAGUGCUAACCAACAGAAACUUAAACAAUCACCAUUUUCUAUAUCCAGUAUUCUUGGUGAAAAGCCAAGUGAAGUGUUAAAUACUGUUGAAAAAUCCACUGAAGUUGUUAAGGUAGAAUCUGAUACAUUAGCCGGAGGGGAGAGUUUGGCAAACAGCCAAGACAGUAAAGCUUAUGAUCAGAAUGGGUCUGAACAAAUAAAUGAUGUUGAAAGAAAAUCAAAAUGUUCAGGUGCUGCAGGUGAUGGGAAUGCUGUCAAAGACGUACCCAAGCCUGACAAAGAGGACAUGAAUGAUGGUGAUACUGAAGCAGGUGUUAGGAAUGUUUUGUCUCAUAUUGAAGACUUAAUUGAGGAGAAUAUGAAGGAAGAAUGUUCUGGUAAAGCUGAUAGUGAGAAAGAGAUUGAAACAAUGACUGUUGAUGGGGAGGAUAAGUGUAACAAUGGACUGUCUACUACUGAGAAAGCUGAUACUAAAAUUGAUGAUCAGAUAAACACAUUGUUGAAGAUGUCAUUGCUGGAGCUACACCGUGAGUUAGUGGAGAGGUGUAGACAAGGUAUCAUAUUGUGUCUACAGAGGUUCCCCACCCACUACAAGUCACACUAUAGAUUGGCUUAUAUAUACAUGCAUUCACCAUACCAUAAGGAUUUGACAAAGGCCCACAAUAUCCUUUUAGGAGCCCCAAAGUGGCAGGAUAUAGCUUAUAUGCCUUGUCAAGGAUUGUUUGGUGAGCGCAAACAAACUAAAUUCUUCCAGGGCAUAUGGAAGAUUCCAAUAGAUGAGAUAGACAGAUCGGGAAGUUUCCCCUCCCACCUAAACAGAUGUAUAGGUCUGGUUCUGGAAGUUUUACGAGCUGAGAAAGACAGUCAAACAUUACACCAAGUGCAUUUACAGCUUAACAGGCAACCAGAACCUGGAAAGAAAUAUCUACGUGAUGCAGAGAAGAAAUAUUAUGCACUGACAUCACAUCGUUACACUCUUGAUGCCGUAGAACAGCAAAUUGAAGAUAUGAAGAUGGUCACUGACAUGGAAGCACGCCAGAAAUUCCUCAUGGUCGUAUACAAGAUACAUGAACAUGGAGUUCAUAAACUCAAUAAACAUGUUGAAAGGUCAAAUCGAUUGUUGGCAGAGGCUUAUAGGGUCACUCUUAGGAAGCUAGAGACUUUACCACAGAAAAUGUUCCUUGAUCAGGCUAUUAGGUACUGUAAACAGCUACUGGCACAAAAAUCCAAGAAGGCCCAGGAUUCUAAAUCCCCCGUUGGAGCAUCAUCUCCUGUGCCAGCCAGUUUUAUACCACCUUCAGAGCCUGUUGAUCUGUCUACGAAAACAGUGAAACCUCCAACUUUGAUCAGUCUUGCCAAUAUUAUGAAAAGUCAGGGAGCAAGUUACAGCAUGCAAAAAGUGGCGGAAAAAAGUACAGCUAAACCUUCGAUUGAAUGUGCAAGUACUGAUAAUAGUCAGUCAAAUAAUGACAUACCUGCAAGUGAGAAACAAUCCACUGAGAAAGGAGAUGAAUCAGAUGUUAUAGUUCUUUCUGAUAGUUCUUUAGAUUCUCCGUUGAAAAAGAAUGAUAUUGAAAGGACUAAACCUGCUUCACCAGCUUUGAAUUCCAAUGCACCUACUGUAAAAAUUAAAAUGGGUUUACUCCAGGCAGUAAAAAAAUUAAAACCAAACAAGGAAGGUGGUAUAACAAGUGGAGAUAAUGAAACCUCACAGGAUGAAGUUUUGUCGUCUGCUUUAUCUGAAGAUGAAAGUGAGGCUCCUUUCCCGUCUGCUUCAGAUGAACAAGAGGCAAAGGCUAAUUCAACAACAACUUCUUCAUCAUCAUCAUCGUCGUCAUCAUCAUCUAGUGAGAGUGGAAGUAGCAGUGAUGAAGAAAGUGAUGAUGCUAAUGAUGGUGAUGAAGAUGAUAAUGAUAAAAGUGAUGACAGUGAUGAUGAAGAGUCAAGUAGUGAUGAAAAUGAGAGUGAUGAUAAUGGAGGUUGA
Messenger RNA from Ruditapes philippinarum (Manila clam), 4756 nucleotides. RefSeq names its product calcineurin-binding protein cabin-1-like. The coding region runs from base 56 to 4756 and encodes 1566 amino acids. The transcript has 27 exons. Lineage: Eukaryota; Metazoa; Mollusca; Bivalvia; Venerida; Veneridae. Gene Ontology annotation, cellular component: nucleus. Gene Ontology annotation, molecular function: protein binding; nucleosome binding. The record is from RefSeq and is a predicted model, not a curated record. Gene Ontology annotation, biological process: chromatin organization.